Ostrea edulis (European flat oyster) is the source of this 1077-nucleotide messenger RNA. RefSeq names its product acetylcholine receptor subunit beta-type unc-29-like. The record is from RefSeq and is a predicted model, not a curated record. Gene Ontology annotation, molecular function: transmembrane signaling receptor activity; extracellular ligand-gated monoatomic ion channel activity; neurotransmitter receptor activity. Gene Ontology annotation, cellular component: neuron projection; synapse; membrane. Gene Ontology annotation, biological process: nervous system process; regulation of membrane potential; monoatomic ion transmembrane transport. The transcript is spliced from 5 exons. The coding region runs from base 1 to 1077 and encodes 358 amino acids. NCBI's taxonomy places the organism in Eukaryota, Metazoa, Mollusca, Bivalvia, Ostreida, Ostreidae.
AUGUCCUCUGUGGCUUACUUCACCUUUACUUGGACAGACGAUCGCUUGAAAUGGAAUCACAUGCUCAAUUACAGUUCUGUUAUCAAAGCCAUAUAUAGCACAGAGGACAAGCUGUUCAUUCCUCCAGUUGUGGUUGAAAAUUCAGUCAGUAAUUUAGGAUUGAUUAGUGUUCCCACUCUACCUAUAGAGAUAAAAAGUAAUGGAUUCAUCUUGUGGAGCCCUGGAGAUAUCUACGAAACGUCCUGUGACAUUGACACCACCUUUUAUCCAUUUGACAAACAGACAUGUAUUAUUACGCUAACAACUCGAGGUUACUCCAAGGAUAAACUAAAUUUAGAAUUGGGCACGGUACCCAUUGUAUGGAGUGCAUAUAAAGAAAAUGGAGAAUGGACAGUGGUAACCAGCUCCUCAUGGGUCACUACCACAGAUCGGGAUAGGAUUCCCUACUCGCAGAUCAACUUUAGCUUUACUUUCAAGCGUCGAACUGCAUUCCAUCUGAUGAACACAAUUAUCCCGAUGUUUUUGUUGGUUUCCAUGACAUGCUUUGUCUUCAGAAUUCCGGUCGAUGCUGGAGAGAAGCUUGGUUAUUGUUUGACUGUCUUGUUGGCGUUUGCCGUCUACCUGACUCUGAUAUCAGACAACAUUCCGACAACCUCUACACAUACCUCUUAUCUUUCCAUUUUUAUGAAUGUGAUGCUCUCGCUUGGUGUAUCGUCCGUAAUCCUGACAAUUCACAUAAUAAACAUUUACUUUAAACCGGAAGAGGACGAAAUCCCACUAUACCUUAAAGUUUUAGCGAAGAUCACAGCAAGAAUCUCUUUCUUUAAUAAGGAAAGAUGUUGCUGUAAAAAAAGUGAUAGCAAGGUAUUUGAUGCUGUUUUGGAAAAUGAAGACAAGAAGAGAGAAAUAGACGCUGUUCCUUUCGUGAAUACAUUAUAUUCGUGGAACUCGGAGAGCUCCUUGAGAAGAGACUUAUUCAGUUCAUACGAAAAAGAUUCCAGGCCAUCACCAACAGUUGACAUAUUAUGUAACAUCAAGCUUCUGUCCAUCAAGGACUUGGUCAGUAACUUUAUGUGA